This is a messenger RNA of Fonsecaea nubica, 1032 nucleotides long. RefSeq lists its product as hypothetical. Bases 1 to 1032 code for a protein of 343 amino acids. The record is from RefSeq and is a predicted model, not a curated record. The transcript has 2 exons. Lineage: Eukaryota; Fungi; Ascomycota; Eurotiomycetes; Chaetothyriales; Herpotrichiellaceae.
AUGGCCGGGGAAACCCCGUUCUCGCCGUCUCCGGACAAACCAGUCGUCGCCGUGGCAGGUGGUACCGGCGACCUGGGCACACGGCUGACCGAGACGUUUCUCUCCGCCGAGCUGCGCGACCGGCUGUCGGGGUUCGUGCUGCUCGCUCGUCGCUACACAGCCCGGAUGGAACGAUGGAGGGACUCUUUAGGUGCCGAGGUGCGCAUUAUCGACGACGACGACGAGGGCGACGGGGUGACGGGGUGUGAUGAAAACGAUCUGAUCAUGGCGUUGGACGGGGUCGAUGUCCUUGUUAAUGCCAUAUCAUCAUCAGGCGCCCGACUGCGCGACAAGAUCGCCCGCGCGCUCCCCCAGACGCGGGUGAAGCUGUACUUCCCGUCCGAGUUCGGGGUGGACCACACGCUGCACGACUUCCGCGUGCCGGAGUGGGACGGCAAGAAGGCGCACUACGCGCUGACCCGGCAGGUUUUGGCGCCCACGAACAUCCAGGUCUGCAGGAUCUUCAACGGCCUGUUCCUCCACAGCGGCGUCGGGCCCUGGUACGGCUUCCACACGGCCAAGGACGUUUACCAGGCCGUAGGCUCCCUCGACCAACACGUCAGUUUCACCGAAAUCGGCGACAUCGCCCGCGUCCUGUGUCUGCUCGCCGAGCGCGCCAUGCGUGGUGGCCCCGUGCCCCCGCAGCUCCGCAUCGCAGGCACCAACGCGAGUUUUCGCGACGUCGCUCGGCUCAUGACCGCGGCGGGCGCGGGUGCGGGUGCGGGUGCGGGCGAGAAGAAAGAGAUCGAGCUCAAGAGCGUCGAGUUGGAGGCGUUCCGCAACCGCAUCCUGAACCGCCAGUACGAGGACCGCGGGCCCAUCCCGUGUCUGCGCUUCAUCAUGGGCGACGGGCGCGCAGACUACAGAACCACGGAAGAAGGUGGGCUGGGCAACGAUAACGACCUCGUCAACCCGGACCAGAGGCAUUUUGUGUGGAAGACCAUGAGGGAUUUGGCCGUCGAGACCAAGGGGAGACCGAAUGUGAAUGCUUGA